AUGCUAUCUUGCGCUGGGGGUGUAUGUUCGUUAGAAUGAGCGUGAUUCCUCCGGGUACUGACCGGGGCAGACCUCCAACGUCUUCGUCGAUCUUCAUCGAUCACUGGGAGGAGCCAGCCGCCCUCUCUUCCAUCCGCAGCGGUCUCUGAGUCUUCGUUCUCCUCUCCCUCGGGACCGUUUUGAGGCCCGAAGACCAUGAUUCCCGUGGUAAGUGCGGAGCUCCUCCCUGCUACAUCUUGAUUCUAGCAGGUCGUGGAUUCACUGUGCGACUUGGGGGAAAUUUCUCCGUCUGUGUUGAUUUGAUUUCUCCGCUUUCUGCAGAGCAACUCGGGAUCGUCCGCGCAGAGCCCUAGAUCCCCAUCGGCGAAGCCGUUUCUCUCUGUUUCCGUCACCGAGCCCGUCAAGCUCGGGAAUGGGGUUCAGGCCUAUGUCUCUUAUCGCGUCAUCACCCAGGUCCCUUGUUUCUACUCACGAACAUCUAUGCGCUUUUAUUUUCCUGUUGAAUUUUCUCAAUUCCUGGCCAUUCCCUCUUCGGGGUUGCAUGUUUUACAAGGGAAUGUAAUUUUUUUGACAAUUUUUUCAUUUUCUGCCACUAUGAACCCGUGCCGACAUUUUUGUUAUUUACCCUAGCUCCUAGCGUGGAAUAAACUCUGGAUUAGAUUUAGAACUCAGAUCGCGCGAACUCAAAACCUGUGUGCACAAAUUAAAAAUUCGUUUGAUUUUUUCGUGGAAAUUAUUUCUCUAGUCGACGCUUGCGAUGUAGAGAAAAAUGUCGCAUGUCUCUUAUCGCGCCAACAAUCACAUUGAUUAACCGCCACAGCUAUCAAUAUUGUUCAAAAAAAUAUGAUCUUGUAAUCUAAGGUUCAACUUAUUGGAGUAUCCUUAGUUAAGGCGUCUUUGUAUCUAUUGAACGGUCUGUGUUUUAAGUUUGUGGAUCAAGCUCACAAGAGUUUAGUUAUUUUUAAGAUUACAUUCCACCUCCCUUGAGUUUUUCUUUGCUGAACUGACUUAUAUAUCCAUAUUGUAGUACGAUCUAUUACCGUUCCCAUUUUGAGACCUACCUAGAUAACGAAGUGAGAUGUCUAAAGUAAGUCUAAUUUUAAUAAGACAGAAAGUGAAAGCAAAUACGAUAGCCGAAAAUAACGUUUACGAGAAUAUCAUUUUGCAAGUUUUGUGUACUUUAUGGGCUACGAGUAGAUUUAUACUGAAAGGUCACUGGCCAUUAGACCGCUGCUCUGUUGAAGGUAUAAAAGAUGCAACUUGUUGGUUGCUGUCAAUUUUCUAGUUAAAAUUGAGAAGAUAGAUGAUGAAUGAAUAAGGUUAACAUUAAAUCUUCUGUUUCUUCCUCUUAUUGCCCUGCUUACGAUUUGUCAUUGAUGAUGAAGAAUGAAUGCUCCCCAAAAGAGGCAGACCAUAUUCCCACCCCAAUUACUUAGUAUGCUCAUGCACAAAUGUUGACUUCAGUCCGCUAGUGUAACAGUGUGGAAAAAAUGCUGUCUCUCAUUGCCCCGUGAUGUGCUUGCUGGAGAAACCGCAAUAAUUGGUGCUUUUGACUGAUUGAGAGUGGACCAGCUUUUCACAUAUGUGGAAGGUUUAGGAAGAUACAUUAAUUACUUCAAGUUUGCUCAUCCAGGAAGCCUUUCUUUCUAGUUUUUCUAAUGGGUGGGCAUGUACACCAAGUGAUCAACAGAUGUCUUUUCCAUACAGAGGCCCAUGAUGUGUUUGCUAGAUCUUAAGGAUAGUAACGUGAUCAAACAGGUUUAUUGCCCAGAUUGUGUUGUAAACUAUUUAGAUUGUGGAGAUUUUGUGGAUGCUUCUCAUAUGAUAGUGUUUUAGUAUAUAUUAUAUUAUCAUGACGUAAAAUUUCUAAAUUUAUUUUUAGAACAUUAAUUUUUCAUUAUCUCAUGUUUUUCCUGUUCUCUUAUCACCAUAUUAGUUUCGUUUCCUUUAAUUUUUUUCGUACGACUUUUUCUGGGCAGACAAAUUUACCAGAGUAUCAGGGACAAGAGAAAAUUGUUAUUCGGCGUUUUAGUGAUUUUUCAUGGCUGCGGGACCGGCUUUGUGAGAAGUACAAAGGAAUUUUCAUUCCUCCUCUCCCUGAGAAGAGUGCUGUAGGUUAGCUUUCUGAUCAUUUUGUCCUUAUUAAACACUAUUAUUCUUUCUAAUUUCGCUGACAUGACGCUACAAUAAAUAUUGAAGCUAGGGAAUUCGCAUGAAGCUGCGAUUGUCUUAUCAUAAAGUUACUCCUCUUUAUGCAUUGGAACCCAUAUACUAAUUUUUUUUUCAUGGUUGUCUUGUUAAAAAGUCACAGUGCCACACUAGGAGAAGAAGUAUAUUGAUUAAUCCUUCAUUCAGGAUGAGGCAUACCAUUGAUCAAUGAGCGUAUUAAAGAACUGUGCGCUCUUGCAAGCAUAAAGGAAACUAAUGUGAUUUAGAUUUUGAACAAGAGUUCCAGUUUUUUUAAUGAUAAAUAAAUGAGAAGAUGAGACUCAGUCUUUUACUUGGAUGCCAUAAAAUCAUUAGGGUCGAGUUUCAGUCUUUUACUUUUUGGUGCCUUCUUAUAUUAUGUUUGAGUUUCAUUGUCUUCUGUUCCUAGGCCUCUUUUCUGGGAUUUGCUUCGAUGCAUCACGACUUUAUGCAUAAUAGUAUUUUACUACCUGACAAUUGAGGAACUAGUUAAUUUUGUUUUCCUUGAAGAAACCUUACCUAGUGUUUUUUCCAGUGGGCAUGAAGGACAUGCUAUUGUCUUUGUAUGAACAUCUUUAAAGAUUUAGUUGUUUAUGGAGCUGCUUAUCUUCAAGUUAAAUGCUUUUUUGUUAAGUUCUGUGAUGGAGUAUACUAGAAAGUCACUAAUAGGUAAUUAUCUUGGAAUUCUUCUCCAUUCUCAUUGGAAAUUCUCGACCUCGUGUUUAGCAAUAACAUUUGUUGUCCAUAACAUUGAUUUUAAACACAGAAUCUUUCUCUGCCAGUCAAAAUCACAGAAAAGUUGCUGUACAUUAGCAUUGGUUUCUCGGAUCUAUGCAUAAAGUCCACAAGACUAUAAGCUGAACAGUCCAUUAUUUUGGAUUUAUAAUUUCUGAGUGAAACUUGACUAUGAAGCUUAGGUCAUGACUUUGGAUUGGACAUUUAAACCAUAUGUUCAACGCGUAGCUCACGCAGCUGAAAUUGAUUUUUCACUUUCACCUGUGUAAUGGUAUGGUUUCUAUUUCAUCUAGUGGUUACAUUGAUACUUAAAAAUCUGUAGCCGGAGAAAAAUCAUGUUUAGUGCUUUUCAGUGAAAAGCCCAAAGCCUGAAGCUUCUUCCUUUUGAAAAAAACGAUCACUGCAAAUUGUUAUUAUUUUAACAGCGACUUAUGUCUCUUGUCAAAGUUUAAACGCUAUGUAGUUUGUUUGUAUUCUAGAGAUCUCUCACAUCUUGCAAAACAUAUUCGUUGGGAGGUAACUCGAAUAAAUUAUGACCUUACAUGAUUCCUCUCUCAACGUCUAGAAAAACUAUCAUCGAAAUUUUGGUGUUGAUGAGCAAGGGAAGCCCACUUAGUCUCCCGGUUUAUCUUAUAUAGAACGUGAUUUUUGUUGAGUAAUGCCAGGUUGAUGCAAGUACACUUGCGAAUAAUUUCAUACCAGCAUGAUGUCAUAUGAGAGACGCCAAUAUUUUCUUGCUCAUUGUUCCUGCAUAUGCCUUCCUAUGUACACUCUGAUGGUUUACUUUUUUAAUGUUUCCAGAGAAGUUCAGGUUUAGUGCCGAGUUCAUUGAAUUAAGGCGUCAGGCAUUGGACAUAUUUAUUAAUCGAAUAGCUUCACAUCCUGAAUUACAGAAAAGUGAGGAACUACGAACAUUUCUGCAGGAAGACGAAGAGGUAACUUUGCCCUUGGCAAUCAUUGUCUGGGAUACAGUCGCACCUGUUUUCCAAUUUGUUUUUAGAGGAUUCGACCAUGAAGAGCUGAGUUUAUGUGUCUUGAUUUGGGGUUAACAGCCACCUAUUUGAUUCAGACGACCAUGAAAACCCCAGAUCUUUGUUCAGUCCUGAGUUUUCCGAGAGGCCAUUCCUAAUUUUUUACCUUGGCUUCAGGCUAUGGAGAGAACGAGGUCACAUGAAACCGGAAUCUUCAAGAAGAAGCCAUCAGAAUUGAUGCAGAUUUUCAAGGUAGCGUGUGAUUGCAGGCCACCCGGAUGUGUGGUCUUCUAUUCUGAAGAACAGGCCAUGAUGGAUUUUGCUGUGAUUUCUCUGUAGGAUGUUCAAUCAAAGGUAAGUGAUGUCGUUCUAGGAAAAGAAAAGCCAGUUGAAGAGACUACUCCUGAAUACGAGAAGCUAAAGCAUUACGUAUUCGAGUUGGAAGACCACCUUUCAGAGGCGCAGAAACAUGCCUUCCGACUUGUGAAGAGACACAGAGGUGAGUAUGUGGUUAAUGUGAUCCUUUCAAAUGUUUUGUUUCCCGCUUUAUGAUUGUUAGAGUUAUUGGUCCAGCGGGCUCAUAAUCUAGUUGGGGCCGAUAAUAUGCUUAUUCUAGUAAAAAUAACCAAUAUUAGAGUUGGCAGGCCAACUCACACCGAGCCAAAUGAGCUAUGAGUGGAGUUGACCCGGCUUUCUAAAUAAUUACAGCACGCCUUUCAGUUCUUGACCAUCAUCUUUAUGCUGGGUUUGACUCUGAGGUGUUUUAUUUGGUCAAAACCAUCUCCAGAGCUGGGGCAGUCGUUGUCUGAUUUUGGAAAGGCGAUAAAGCUUCUGGGUGCUUGUGAGGGAGAUCCUCUCGGCAAGGCGUUCUCGGAGCUCGGGUCCAAGUCAGAGCUGCUGUCCAUUAAACUACAGAAGGAGGUCAGCCGUCCACACAGCCUCUGCGUUUCUUCUCUGAACCCAGCAGUUUUCCAUACUAUCUACGACCAUACACCUUUGACUUUGAUGCAGGCUCAUAACCUAUUAACGAAUUUUGAGGAGCCACUGAAGGAUUAUGUGCGUGCUGUGCAGUCCAUAAAGGUUGACUCUUGUCUGCUUUCCUUAGUCCUAUGAUUUUUCAGCUGAACUGCAACAGGGAGUAUCGAAACCUGGACAUUAGUUUACCAUGAAAUACGUGCAUAGUUUUGACCAUCUUCUGCCAAUAAUAUCUCCUACCAACUCUGUGGGCAGGCUACAAUGGGAGAGAGAGCCAACGCCUUCAGGCAGCAAUGCGAGUUGGCCGAAGCAACGAAGCUAAAAGAGAUUAACCUGUAUGUGAUUCCAUUCAUUUAUUAUUAUUCAUUUCGUAUGUGCAAUGUUUGCCCGAUGGCCAGUAUGAUUCCUGUUGGGAAGAACUGAGCAUCAGAAAAUUGCAGAGUUGCCGUUGACAUCGCCAAACCUGAUUUGAUUCCCGUUGACCUGGACUGGUCAGUCCAAGAUCAUUUCCCUUCUGAGCAAGUGAUGCCCAUCUGUGUUCUUCGCAGGGACAAGCUGAUCCUAAUACGCUCCGACAAGGUCCCCGAGGCGGAGCUCGAGUACAGAGAGGUCUGUGUCUAAUCUGUGCCUGCCCAUUCGUGUUCUCUGAGUAAGACGAUCGACCGACCGCUCACCUUCCCCGUUGCAGCUCAAGGCGGAGAGCGAGGAGGCGACCAAGAAGUUCGAGACGAUCGUGAGGCUGAUGGGCGAGGAGAUGGCCAGGUUCCAGGAGCAGAAGACCGCCGACAUGGGCCUCGCCUUCCACGAGUUCGCCAAGGGCCAGGCCAAGCUCGCCAAGGACGUGGCCGACGCCUGGCGCACCGUCCUCCCCAAGCUGGACUCCUGCGCCACUCUCAGAGCCAAGUGA
Messenger RNA from Spirodela intermedia, 5775 nucleotides. Lineage: Eukaryota; Viridiplantae; Streptophyta; Magnoliopsida; Alismatales; Araceae. The record is from the annotation of a GenBank genome assembly.